Brienomyrus brachyistius is the source of this 4362-nucleotide messenger RNA. RefSeq names its product potassium voltage-gated channel, shaker-related subfamily, member 7 (gene kcna7). Bases 304 to 1854 code for a protein of 516 amino acids. Gene Ontology annotation, biological process: protein homooligomerization; potassium ion transmembrane transport. The record is from RefSeq and is a predicted model, not a curated record. NCBI's taxonomy places the organism in Eukaryota, Metazoa, Chordata, Actinopteri, Osteoglossiformes, Mormyridae. The transcript has 4 exons. Gene Ontology annotation, molecular function: protein binding; delayed rectifier potassium channel activity. Gene Ontology annotation, cellular component: membrane; voltage-gated potassium channel complex.
CAGAUACUUCAAGACAAACAUUUCAGCAAAGGGAAAAGAGAGACCCAUAAACAAGUCUAUCUCCUCUGAGGUUUGGGCGCAGAGGGCUGGUGUGAUUAAGGUUAGGAUUAGAGUUAGGAUUAGGCUCAACUAUAAUCAAGGUACUGAGUAAACCUCCUCCCCUGUCCCUGCCACCCUGACAUGUGGGUGGGGGGUUAGAGAGUCAGACGAGGGGGAUCGGGACGAGAGGAAGAGUCGCAGCAGGCAGAGCAUGAGAGACGCACACGGGAACUGCGGCGGCGCGCGUCCUGAGCAGUGAGAAGUAUGAGACAAGGAGACAAAGAGACAGACCUGGGGAUGGAGGAGAUGGAUCUGAGGCCGGGGGCCGGUGACAAUACACCAACACGUCACUGGGGCGGCGCUGAGACAUGCGAGGGCCAGAAGAGCUGGCGCUCUGGCUGUGCGUGGAGGGGCGGCUGUGUGGCCAGCGAGCGGCUGGCCAUCAACGUGUCGGGCAUGCGGUACGAGACGCACCUGCGCACGCUGGCUCAGUUUCCCGACUCACUGCUGGGCGACCCGCACCGCCGGCUGCGCUACUUCGACCCGAUGCGGAACGAGCUCUUUCUGGACCGUAGCCGCGUCUGCUUCGAUUCCAUCCUCUAUUUCUACCAGUCGGGGGGACGACUGCGGCGCCCCCCCCACAUACCGCUCGACGUCUUCAUGGAGGAGCUGCGCUUCUACGAGCUAGGCGAGGACGUCAUCACUCGCUUCCGCGAGGACGAGGGCUUCGUCAAGGAGGAGCCGCGCCCAUUGCCCUCCGGUGCUCUGCAGCGCCACCUCUGGAUGCUCUUUGAACACCCGGAGUCCUCAUCUGGCGCCCGCAUCAUCGCCGUCAUCAGCAUCAUGGUUAUCAUCGUGUCCAUCGUCAUCUUCUGCCUGGAGACAAUGCCAGAGUUCAAGAAGGAGGAAAGGGAGGUGCACCACGGCUCCAACUCCAGCUCCGGGGGCCACACAGCCUCUGACCUCUUCCUGGACCCCUUCUUCAUGGUGGAGACCAUCUGCAUAUGUUGGUUUUCCUUCGAGCUCUUCAUGCGCUUCACCUGCGCCCCCAGUAAGAUCCACUUCUUCAAGGACGUGAUGAACGUCAUUGACUUCGUGGCCAUCAUCCCGUACUUCGUCACACUGGGCACCGAGCUGGCCGACACCAAGGGUGGCAGCCCCACCGCCACGCUGGCGGUGAUCAGGGUCAUCAGGCUGGUCCGCGUCUUCCGCAUCUUCAAGCUGUCCCGUCAUUCGAAGGGCCUGCAGAUCUUGGGCCAGACGCUGAGGGCCAGUCUGCGUGAGCUGGCUCUGCUCAUCUUCUUCCUCUUCAUCGGGGUCAUCCUCUUCUCCAGCGCCGUCUACUUUGCCGAGGCGGACAACAAAGAAUCUAUGUUCACCAGCAUCCCCGAGUCCUUCUGGUGGGCUGUGGUUUCCAUGACGACCGUGGGCUACGGCGACAUGUACCCGGUGACGGUAGGAGGCAAGUUGGUGGGCUCCAUGUGCGCCAUCGCUGGCGUGCUGACCAUCUCGCUGCCCGUGCCUGUGAUUGUCUCCAACUUCAGCUAUUUCUACCACCGGGAGAUGGAGAACGAGGACACCACUGAAUAUGUCCAUGUGAGCACAGACAUCUGGCAGGCGGACGAGGGGGAACAGGAGGAGCAGUGGCCUGAGCCGGAAAAGCAGGCAAACCAGCUGCUCUAUGAGAAGGGCAGGUAUGGAGGCAUCUGUGUUCCCCUCAAUGGCAUGAUCCUGGGGGGGCUGUGUGCCGGCCAGGGGGAGGGACACCUGGGGGGAAAUAUGUACCUCAAGGAGCCCUUGGUGACCCAGGUGUGAAAAGAAGAUGAAGGCAGAGUGACAACCUCGAUGUCACUUUGCUGGAUCAUCAGCCACAGGAUUAACAGCAUUAUCACACAGUGAGAGACUCAGCACCGGAUCACUGCAUCAUCAGAGACAGGAUCGACGGCAGAUUACUCCAUAAUCUUACAGUGAGUGACUCUGCACCAGCUCACUGGAUCAACACACAGAGACAGGAUCUACGGCAGAUCACUCCAUAAUCUUACAGUGAGUGACUCUGCACCAGCUCACUGGAUCAACACACAGAGACAGGAUCUACGGCAGAUCACUCCAUAAUCUUACAGUGAGUGACUCUGCACCAGCUCACUGGAUCAACACACAGAGACAGGAUCUACGGCAGAUCACUCCAUAACCUUACAGUGAGUGACUCUGCACCGGCUCACUGGAUCAUCACACACAGACAGGAUCUGCAUUACGUGACUAGUAACUGGGGGAAAGUAUUACAAAUAUACAGUUAUAGCAGGAAUACAAACAAACAGCAAGAUAGAGAACAACAGGGCAAAGAGGAAAGAUUAUAGAAAUUCUUUAUUAUCCAUUAUUUAUUGAAAACAAAAAGAUUAUUAUAUGACUUAGUUAUUCAUUACUUGAAUUACUUGGUCAUCAUCUCUUAUUAUAAAAAUGAAAAUGGACUAUUUAUCUUAUUUUUGGUUUCUUUUAAAUGUCUUGCCUUGUAAUUUGAAGUCUUAACCAUAUUCAUUUUAUUGUGCUGAGUUUAGAUAAAGAGAGAGAGAGAGAGAGAGAGAGACUGAGUGGGCCUGCUGAUUAUCGUAUGCAUGGUUUGGCUAGCCUGGCUGCUGAUUAUGUUGGCACUGACUCAGUUGGGUGUCACAAGCUUUCCGCCAUGAGAGAAGCCCACCACCCGCAACCUGGUCCUGCUGAGGCUAUAAGGCAGGCCAUCCUCUGGGCCCUAUGUGAUAAAGGCCUGCAGGGAGGCCUGUGCAGGCUCAGAGUUGUACUGCUGUUCCCGGGGUUGGUGUCCAUCUGUGACUGGUCCAUAACCCAUCGGGGCACUGGGCUUCCCUGUCACAGGCAGGACUGUGUCCUGCACAGCUGUGGCAGGUUCUACAGGCUUCUAGUAGAGCUCAAGAGGGUGAAGGUGCUGAAAACUCACACGUGCUUUGGGGGCUAACCCCCCCCCCCCCCCCACCCCUCUAGUUCUGCCUUAAUUCAUUGUACAUUUUGGGUGGACUUGAAACCUCAGGGGUGGGGGAGGGGGUGCAGUAGUAGGAGGGAGCCCCCCCAUGUGCUUCUUUGUUCAUCUCCAGCACCUGAUUACUCCUCUACUCCCAUAGAGCCUCCCUGAACGCCUUUAAGCUGCGCUGAUAGCUGUGAUCGGUGCCUGCUGCUGCCCCCGUAUGCAUGGGCAGGGUAUUGUAUAUAUGUAUGUAUGCAUAGGGUUUAUAUUUGUGCAGGUAAAGAACGUUUUACUCAGAUUUACUUUGUCACCCGGAGUUUAAUCUACACAUAAACACACAGAAACAAACACCAAACACAGCCAACACACCAUUAAAUACACACCCAGACUGACACACACAUGAACGAUCUCAAAAUUGCUUUAUUAACGUAACACAAGUGUACAAUAAAAAACAAGCAAACAAGAAAGCAUUAUAUAUUAAUAUUCCAGUUAAGUGGGAUGAUAGUAAUGUGUGAAGACUAUAAAACACAAGGACACCUGACAGACACGUCUAGAAAUGAGUGGACAGGACACAGCACUUUGGGAACCAGUCUAUAGGCAGGGACACCCCCUCACAUGGCACUGUGGGGGCAGUCUACAGCCAGGGACACCCCCACAAAUAGUACUGCAGGUGCCAGUCUACAGCCAGGGACACCCCCACACACGGCACUUUGGGGGUAGUCUACAGCCAGGGACACCCCCACACACGGCACUGUGGGGACAGUCUACAGCCAGGGACACCCCCACACAUAGUACUGCAGGCGCCACUGUACAGUCAGGGACACCCCCACAAAUAGUACUGCAGGGGGCAGUUUAGAGCCGGAGACACCCCCGCACACAGCACUUUGAGAACCAGUCUACAGCCAGGGACACCCCACACACAACCUCCACCACUCAUGCUCCUCCAACACACAGGCAAAUGGCUCCAAAGACCCCCCCCCCACCCCACACACACACAUCUACACACGCUGUUAUUUCCUGUGGAGGAAUCCUGGACUAUGUACCAUGUCGAGGCGAGACCCGAGCUCCAUCCCAAAGGGGUCCUGGGAGUCCAAGUCCGUGGCCCCCUGGGGCAGUGCAAACGCCUCCUCGCUGCCCCCCUCUGGGCCCACCCCUGAGAUCAGAGCGUUCUUUACAGGGAGGAACUGAAAGAGUCGCAGACUGUCCUGUCCAGGUGACUUUGGCGCAAGAGAAACAGGAAGUCCUCGGUGAGGAGACAGGAAGAGAGUAUAUCCAUCUGGCAGGAGCAGCUCUCGGAAGGUGCAGUCCUUCUCUCUGUACAGCCGCUGAAUAAAGAUCUUCUGUUAGUUUGA